AUGGACCGAAGCGGGUCCGAGGCCUACGAGCUCGUCGGCAGCGCCAAGUCGCGCCUGGACGAGAUCGAGCGCGACCGCAUGGACCUCAAGAUGGAGGUCGCCCACCUGCGGAGCCGUCUCUUGGAGCGCGUCGGCGGCGACACGAGCGCGCUCGAGCUCGAAGAAGAGAGCUUCAUGCUGAAGAAGGAGCUUGUCACAAAGGAGCGCAUGCUCGCCGAGCAGGCCGG
Messenger RNA from Saprolegnia parasitica CBS 223.65, 227 nucleotides. RefSeq lists its product as hypothetical. NCBI's taxonomy places the organism in Eukaryota, Oomycota, Saprolegniomycetes, Saprolegniales, Saprolegniaceae. The annotation marks the transcript as partial. The transcript has 2 exons. The record is from RefSeq and is a predicted model, not a curated record.